Molecule: messenger RNA, 1842 nt
Organism: Pteropus alecto (black flying fox)
Lineage: Eukaryota; Metazoa; Chordata; Mammalia; Chiroptera; Pteropodidae
Gene: ZMAT1
Product: zinc finger matrin-type 1
Exons: 5
Molecular function (GO): nucleic acid binding; zinc ion binding
Source: RefSeq, a predicted model, not a curated record
AUACAACUUGGAAUGAACAGGGAAAGGCUGAAUGUUUUACAGAUAACUUUUGUAAUGUAUGUGGAGUGCUGCUACAGUUUGAAUCACAAAGGAUUUCACAUUAUGAGAGUGAAAAACAUGCUCAAAAUGUUAGGUUUUAUUUUCAAAAGCAUGGAGAACAAAAUGAAGUGCCUAGUAAGAAAACGAAGAUGGAUGUUAGAAAUUUUCAGGUGCAUAAGAGUGAAGUAGUGGACAGAAACAAAUUUUGUGAUCUCUGCAACAUGAUUUUUAGCUCCCCAAUUGUUGCUCAGUCUCACUAUGUGGGGAAAGUUCAUGCUAAAAAAAUGAAGCAAUUAAUAGAGGAGCAUGAUCAGGUAUCUCCAUCAGGAUUUGAGCUGGAGAUGGCAUUUAGUACAAGAACCUACGUUUGUCAUAUUUGUAAUAUCACCUUUACAUCUUUAGAAAUGUUCCGGUCCCAUAUGCAAGGAAGUGAACAUCAAAUUAAAGAAUCUACUGUUAUCAGUCUAGUGAAGAAUUCAAAGAAGACACAAGACUCUUACCAAGAGGAGUGCACAGAUUAUAUCAAAGUGCAGAAAGUUAGAGAACCAGAGCCCAAAGCUUGUUUCAGAAAGAUGGAAGAGAGUUCUGUGGAAGCCCAUGGUUAUAAAGAAGUGGUUGAUUCCAGAUCCAGACAUAGAAUGUUUGAACAAAGAUUCCCAUGUGAGACAUUCCAGUCAUACCCAGGAUCGUACAAUAUUUCACAAACAGUGGAAAACCAGUUACCUCAUUGCUUACCAGCUUAUUCAAAGAAGACAUAUGACUCUUUCCAGGAUGAACUGGAAGAUUACAUCAAAGUACAGAAAGCCAGAGGAUUAGAUCCAAAGACUUGUUUCAGAAAGAUAAGAGAGAGCUCUAUGGAAACCCAUGGGUACAGAGAAGUCGAUUCUGGACCCAGACAAAGAAUGUAUGAGCAAAGAUUUUCAGUUGAGACUUCCUACACCUACCAACGACCAUACAAUAUAUCACCAGUGGAAAGCCAGUUACAUCAGUGGUUACCAACUUAUUCAAAGAGGACAUAUGAUUCUUUCCAGGAUGAACUUGAAGAUUACAUCAAAGUGCAGAAAGCCAGAGGACUAGAGCCAAAGACUUGUUUUAGAAAGAUAAGUGAUAGCUCUGUGGAAACUCAUAAGUACAGAGAAAUGGUUGAUUCUAGACCCAGACAUAGAACAUUUGAGCAAAGACACCCAUUUACAACUUCCCUGACCUAUCCAGAAUCAUACAAUAUUUCACAGGCAGUGGAAAACCAGUUACCUCAUUCCUUACCAGCUAAUGAUAGCAAACAGAAACUAGACUCUAUGAAUGACUGUCAACUCAACAGAGACUAUUUCCCAGAAAAACCAGUACCCCUUAGCCUUAGUCAGCAAGAAAAUAACUCUGGCUUAUACAGUGUAGAAUCUGAAGUUUACAAUCACCUCCCCUCAGAAAACAAUACCAGUGACCCUCAAGCAGGCCAUAAACGGAGACAUCAGAAGAGAAGAAGGCACUCAGAGGAAGGCAAAGAAAGGCCAGAGAAAGAGCAAUCCAAGCAUAAAAGGAAAAAGAAUUAUGGGGAUAUGAGUCUAGACAAGGACAAGAGUAUCGAACAAAGGAAAAGAGAGGGAGAUAACAUCAGUGUAAGUUCAGGAAAGCUUAAGCACCGAAAAAAGAAAAAAAACCAUGAUGUACCCUCUACAAAAGAUGAACGUAAACACAGGAAAGAGAAAAAGAAAUCUGUUGAAGAAAAGACAGAAGAGGAAAUGCUUUGGGAUGAGUCUAUUCUUGGAUUUUGAACUUUUAGUUGUAUUUACCUGAAGAUGAAUUGAA